Messenger RNA from Aethina tumida (small hive beetle), 446 nucleotides. Its product is annotated as cuticle protein 65-like. The transcript has a single exon. Bases 20 to 397 code for a protein of 125 amino acids. Lineage: Eukaryota; Metazoa; Arthropoda; Insecta; Coleoptera; Nitidulidae. The record is from RefSeq and is a predicted model, not a curated record.
UUCAAGCAACAAUCCGAAGAUGUUCAAAUUAGUCGUGUUGGCCGCCGUCGUCGCCAUUGCCUGUGGUGCACCGGCUCCUGGAUUCCUCCACGGAGGGUAUGGUUUGCCCGCCGCCACGAGUUACAGCUCCAGGGUGGACAUCCAUCACAGCAAACCGAUCAUUGCGUCGUACGCCGCUCCCAUCAUCAAGACCGUGGUUGCUGAGCCAAUUGUGACUAAAACCAUCGUGGCGGAACCUAUCCACUCGUACUCUGCUCCGCUGGUCUCCAGCUACGGUUACGGACACGGAUUAGGUCUGGAUCACGGAUAUGGAGGAUAUGGCUUGGGAGGACUCUCUUACGGACAUGGAUAUGGAUACGGACUUGGCCAUGGUUUGGGAUAUGGGCAUGGGUGGUAAUUUUAUUUUAUUGAAUGCACAUGUAUAUAAAAUGUAAUAUAUAAUUUAU